GUAACACACACUCCCUUCAGACGGUGGCGGUAAUGAGCCUCCAAACGGUUCGACAACGGUUAAUAAACAUCGGAAGAAGAAAAACUGAAAACUUCCGGUUUUUAUCGACACGCGUUCAAAAGCGUUUCCACGCUGUGAACCAACAGUAACCGGUCACAAUGUUGGCAAAGCCCGAGGAACGACAGUCACAGAAAGAGGGGGGAGGAAACAAGAGGAGACAUCAUGGAGAUCGUCAGGAAGGAGGAGAGAAGAGGACUAAAGGAGAAAAAGACGCAGGGGAAGGUGAAGACAAAGUCAUGGUGCACCUGGAUGCUCCGAGCGUGGGCUACUUCCGCAGGGUUGGAGAGAGACUCGCUGAAGGCUUUGAAGACAAUGAGGAGAGAGAAAUGUUUGUGGAGAAUGUACUCUCUGAAGUUAAAGGCAAAGCCAGCCUGGUGGCCAUGGACCGAACAGGAAGCAUCACCCUGCAGCGCCUGCUGCCACUGUCCAGUCCCCAGCAGGUGGGGGAGGUGCUUUUAGAACUGGGUGGAGAAUCAGGCUCAGACUUUAAGGCGGUUUGUUGUGACCGGUGUGGAGGCCAUGUAGUGGAAAGUGCAGUCCGACAGGCAUCGAGGUGGAUGGAGUCUUCACAGAAGGACUCAUCGGAUGCAAAAGAAGAGGAGGAAGAGGAGAGCUGUGGAGUGCUGGAGGCCCAGGUGUUGUCUUUGAGUCAGGUCAUCAGAGACGACUGUGCAGAGUUCAUCAAACAUGUUCACGGCUCACAUGUGGUCCGCACAGUUCUAAAUGUCCUGGCCGGCUGUGUUGGACCUCCACGCAUCGAGUCACGUCCAGGAUGUAAAGACCGCUAUGUUGCUCCUAAGCUGACUGACUUUGAGCUUCCCACAUCGUUUUGGUACGAGCUCAAAAGCCUCACGGAGACAUUGAUGGAGAACAUUAAUCUGAGUGUGACUGAUACUGUUGCCAGUGCAGUGUUCCAGUCCAUGUUGACUGUGUGUCACAGAAAACGACCUAAACUCUGCAACCAGCUUCUCAGACGCAUCACUGAGUAUCUAACAAGUCACAGCGCUGCUCCUGGAGUUAGUCCUCUCCUGGUUUUCCUGAAGGACCCAGUUUCCAGUCACCUCAUUGAAACAAUCAUACAACUGUCCAGGAAGUCACUCCUACGCAACCUCUACAAGAACCAUCUCAGGGGUCAGCUGGUCGACUUAGCCCUUCAUCCAAUAGCCAACUUCCCUAUACAGAGGCUGACUGCGGCCUCUGCCAAGUACAAGAUGUUCCUGGGGCUGUUUGAUGAGCUGGUGCAAGGUUUGGAGGCCAUCUUGGCUGCUGGCCACAUGGGUGUGAUCGUGCAACUGGCCGAGAGCUGUGGUGAAAGUGAAGAGAAGCAGGAUGAGUUGAUGCAGUGCCUUCUGCAUGCGUUCCACUGUGCUGAGCCUGGCUCUCGACACGUCACCUGCCUCCCUCUCUUCAUGUCCCUACUCACCUAUGAGGUGUACUACCACACUGACACAGCAGAGGGCAACACACAGCCAGAGGUUCCUCUGUCCUCCAUCUGCUACCAUGGCUCCAGGCUGGUCCAGGCACUGGCCAAGUUCAAGAACCGCUCUCUGCUCCUCAGCAGCCUGCGCACCCUGACCCCCGCUGACCUCCUGACACUGGCCACUGACCCCUCCGGCAGCCACGUCCUCCAGGCCCUCGUUACCAGCUGCAGUGACAAGGGCAGGGGCAAAGUCCUUAAGAGACUAGAGGGCUUGUAUGUCCGGAUGGCGUGCUCUAGGCUGGGUAGUAGAGUGUUAGAGGCCAUAUGGAGCAGCGCGUCCAUCAGUCAGAGGCAAAGCAUUGCACAGGAAUUAGCUCCAAGUGAAAGUCAGCUGAGGUCUGAUCAGUUUGCUCGACACGUCUGGGCCAAAUUUGCCCUCUCUCACUUCAUACACAGAAGAGCAAACUGGCAGGAGAUACAGAGCGGCGAGUCCAAGAAGCGCAAGCUGUUCAGUGACUUUCUUGAAUGAAAAGUACAUGUUUGUAAAAUCAUUAUUUGCCUUGUAAUGAGAUAUAAAAAAUAACAUUGAAAA
Messenger RNA from Betta splendens (Siamese fighting fish), 2072 nucleotides. Its product is annotated as nucleolar protein 9. Gene Ontology annotation, cellular component: 90S preribosome; preribosome, small subunit precursor; nucleolus. Bases 159 to 2009 code for a protein of 616 amino acids. The record is from RefSeq and is a predicted model, not a curated record. The transcript has 12 exons. Lineage: Eukaryota; Metazoa; Chordata; Actinopteri; Anabantiformes; Osphronemidae. Gene Ontology annotation, molecular function: RNA binding. Gene Ontology annotation, biological process: endonucleolytic cleavage in 5'-ETS of tricistronic rRNA transcript (SSU-rRNA, 5.8S rRNA, LSU-rRNA); ribosomal small subunit export from nucleus; endonucleolytic cleavage in ITS1 to separate SSU-rRNA from 5.8S rRNA and LSU-rRNA from tricistronic rRNA transcript (SSU-rRNA, 5.8S rRNA, LSU-rRNA).